AUGAUACUCAGCAGAAACGAGCUUCGUCUGGACGAUGGCUCGGCUCUCAGCGAGUGUCCCCGCAGCCGUUUCCUGCUUGACACAGACUACAUCAGUGAGGAGGAGAAGCACAGGGUGGAGCUGAUGUUGGCCUUUCUCACCGAGGAGUCCAAGCAGGCUGCAGCCAGCACAGCUCCCACCAGCGAGGAAGACCUCUGUCCCAUCUGCUACGCCCACCCCAUCUCUGCCAUCUUCAAGCCCUGCUCACACAAGUCCUGCAAAGCCUGCAUCAACCAGCACCUGAUGAACAACAAGGACUGCUUCUUCUGCAAGGCCACCAUCACCGGAGUCGAGGACUACAGCAAGCCGGCCUCCUCCUAACACACACACACACACACACACACACACAUGCAGGGUGAAAUGAGGCACCAUAACUACACACAAAAAACCAGAGCAGUGAUGUGAAGACAGCAGCAGAACCAGCUGUCACAUUAGCACAACGGCACCUCCACCUGUCAAAGCGAGUACACCACGCGCACAGACACACACACAGACACACACAGUGCUACAGGGCAACAGGAUGCAGGCGUGUCGCCUCUGCAGAAACACACAAACAGGAAACAAAGGAGAACCUCAUCCUCAGCAGAGGAAGGCUUCCUCCAGGACUCCCACAGUAAUUUAACACAGACACACAAAACUCACAUAAAACACACGAGAAGGUCGACAAAGAGCCAAACAACCGCAGAUAGGAUCCAGCGUCCUCCAUCACCACCUGAUCCACAGCUCAGAGAGCUGUACCUGUACACACACGCCUGCUGGACUGUUGUUACCCUGCUGUGACAGAGUUUCUGUCCUUAUCACCGUCAGGCUCCAGAUUCAGUGUCACAAACAAAGAGGGCGUCACUGCUGUUGAAAAGCUGCUUUAAGAUAAACGUCCACAUCAUUAAGAAGUGAUUUCAGGUCUCAUAAACUUCAUUCACAGCAGAACACAGAAACAUGUGACCUGUUCAAAUCGGUUAAAUAAACAAACGUCCAUCCUUUAACUACAGGCUGCUCUUCAUCAGUAAAAUUCAAACCGUCAGCAGAUGUUUGAACUGUUCUCCACGAAUCAGAGAAAACCUGAACCUGGCGUGGAUGAGACGCACAUGUGUAUCCGGAUUACUGCGCUGAUGAUGAUGACGGUGGUGUUUCUGCUGGAGGAGUCGUUGCGUGCUCGCUGUACUCUGCUGUUAGUUCCACAGUUAUGAUUUCACACAUGUUCACACUGUGGGGCGCCGUUUGUAAAAUGAAACAUGCUGAAAUUAACUGCAAUAUUUUUCCACAUUUAGCUA
Molecule: messenger RNA, 1310 nt
Organism: Pundamilia nyererei
Lineage: Eukaryota; Metazoa; Chordata; Actinopteri; Cichliformes; Cichlidae
Product: E3 ubiquitin-protein ligase RNF123-like
Exons: 4
Coding region: 1-360 (119 amino acids)
Cellular component (GO): cytoplasm
Molecular function (GO): ubiquitin-protein transferase activity
Source: RefSeq, a predicted model, not a curated record